UCCAGCUGUUAAUAGAAAGAUAUUUCCCUGUGGAGCUGUCCCUCUCCGCCUGGACGCUCUCAUAUAUAGUAGAGAGCAGCAACUAUUGGGCUCUAUAGCCAAGGCCAGACGAUAGUGCAACUGGGCACCUCCCCCCCCCCCCCCCCACCCUGAAACCAGCCCAGAGGGGAGGGGAGGGAACUCAGUGCAGGAUUUCAGAGCACACUCGUCUUGCUGCUCUUUAGCAGCACCAUGGAGGAGGGUAAAGCGGGCAAGAUAAAGCUCACCUUCUGUGUGAUAGCAGUGGGUGUCAUCCUGGCAGUGGUAGCGGUCAGCACUGACCACUGGGCAGGUCUCAGCCCCCAGCUGGAGAGAACCAACAGCACCUGUGAGGAGGCUCACUUCGGCCUGUGGAGACUCUGCACUAAGAGGGUGUUUGUCCGGAGCGUGGACCCGGACGGGAAUGGAUGUGGAGACAGCGACCUCCCAGGAGAAUAUAACUGCACAUAUUUCAAGCAUUUCACAUCAGGAGAAAAUGCAGAAAUUUUCCAAAUUACUACUCAGAAAGAAUAUAGCAUUUCAGCAGCGGCCAUCGCAAUCAUCAGCAUUGGGUUUAUGGUGCUCGGUACAAUCUGUCUGCUGCUCUCCUUCAACAAGAGGAUGGAUUAUUUCCUGAAACCAGCCGGCAUGUUCUUUAUCUUCUCGGGCCUGUGCAUCAUCAUCUCGGUGGAGGUCAUGCGGCAGUCUGUCAAGCGGAUGAUUGACAGCGAGGAGACCAUCUGGAUGCAGUAUCACUAUUCCUGGUCAUUCGCCUGCGCCAGUGCUGCCUUUGUCAUCCUCUUCAUCGGGGGAAUCACUCUCCUGCUCAUCUCUCUGCCACGUAUGCCCCAAAACCCAUGGGAAACGUGCAUGGAUGCACCACCAGAACAUGUGUGAGGUGGGGGUGGGGAAUCAAAUUCACUCACAGGGAUAUGGUGGACAGCUUUAUUUAUGGUGGCUAAACAGGGAGACUCAUCUUCAGGGGUUUCUUAAAACAAAAAAAAUUCACAACUUUAAUUUCAAAAAACUGAAAUCGGAAAUGAAAGUAAAACAUGCUGGAAGAAAAAGAACUGUGGAUGCUGGAAAUCUGAAACAGAACUUGCUGGAGAAACUCAGCAGGUCUGGCAGCAUCUGAAGCAAAGUUAAUCUUCGGGUUGAAAAUGAGCCCUUUGCUGUUCUGCACAAGUCCCCAGUCUGCUCCAAGCACUCUGUUCCUCUUCCUCCACACACCUUAACAUUGCAGCUCAUUCUCUUCCACCUCAGAUUUCCUGCAGUUCCAGUAUUUUCCUGUCAGGAAAAACUGAAAUAUUCAGGCUUUCAUUCGGGGAACUCGAGACAUGGGAAGUGUGUCAAGGCCUGGACAUUAACCUUUCAUUCUCUCCCAGAUGCCUGCUGCGCAUUUUGUGCUUUCUUUAAAUUUCUUUAGUAGAACAACAGGACAUGAAUAAGUCCACUCACCGUUAAUAGUGAGUCAUUGAUGGGGUUAUGACUGGGAACUGCGUUGAUGAUAGCUUUGCUCUCUCACAGUCAGCGUCCUGGUAACACUGUAUCAUCGACACUCUUCUCAGCACUCAGCGUCGUGAGGAUGUGUUUCUCAACAACGAUUAUUAGAUUCACCUCUUGUGGGAAAUGGGGCCACGUUAGCAGACCUCACUGUUGUGAAUUACUGUACGUGUUCUCGGAACGGCAGGUUAAACAUAAACACCUUAAAUACACAGCCAUAAAAAUAAAAAGAAGGAACUGGGGAUGCUGCAAAUCUGAAAAGUAAACAGAAAUUGCCGGAAAAGCUCAGCAGGU
Chiloscyllium plagiosum (whitespotted bambooshark) is the source of this 1815-nucleotide messenger RNA. Its product is annotated as voltage-dependent calcium channel gamma-1 subunit-like. The record is from RefSeq and is a predicted model, not a curated record. Gene Ontology annotation, molecular function: voltage-gated calcium channel activity; calcium channel regulator activity. Gene Ontology annotation, biological process: regulation of calcium ion transmembrane transport via high voltage-gated calcium channel; calcium ion transmembrane transport. Gene Ontology annotation, cellular component: L-type voltage-gated calcium channel complex; membrane. Lineage: Eukaryota; Metazoa; Chordata; Chondrichthyes; Orectolobiformes; Hemiscylliidae.